Molecule: messenger RNA, 1766 nt
Organism: Hirundo rustica (Barn swallow)
Lineage: Eukaryota; Metazoa; Chordata; Aves; Passeriformes; Hirundinidae
Gene: MORC2
Product: MORC family CW-type zinc finger 2
Exons: 15
Cellular component (GO): nucleus
Molecular function (GO): zinc ion binding
Source: RefSeq, a predicted model, not a curated record
CGGGUGCGCUCCCAGCGUGGCGGGGACAGAGUGGAAUCACGUCGGGCUCGGGCUUGGGCUUCGGCUUGGGCUCGGGCUCGGGCCCGGGCUCGGGCUCGGGCUCGGGUUCGGGUUCGCAGCCGCAGCCGAAUCCGCGAGGGGGCGGCGGGGCGCGGCAUAACGAAGCGCAGCGCCGCGCUGUCGGUUCACCCGGCGCGGGCCGUGACCAGCAGGGGGCGGGGAGGGAUCGAGGUGCGAGCGGCCGCUGGUGCAUGCGGCGGGAGCCCAGGCCUGAUGGCGGCCGCUGCCGCCAUGUCCCUGGGCAAUUACAGCAGCCUGAACCGGGCCCAGCUUACCUUCGAAUACCUGCACACAAACUCAACUACCCAUGAGUUCUUGUUUGGUGCCCUUGCUGAACUUGUAGAUAACGCCAGAGAUGCAGAUGCUACGAGAAUAGACAUUUAUACUGAGCGACGAGAGGACCUACAAGGUGGAUUCAUGCUAUGUUUUUUGGAUGAUGGAACAGGAAUGGAUUCAAAUGAAGCUGCCAGUGUUAUCCAGUUUGGUAAAUCAGCCAAGCGAUCACCUGAGUCCACUCAAAUCGGGCAGUAUGGAAACGGCUUGAAAUCUGGUUCCAUGCGGAUUGGGAAGGAUUUUAUCCUGUUCACAAAGAAAGAUAACACCAUGACUUGCCUCCUCUUGUCACGGACGUUCCAUGAGGAAGAAGGCAUCGACGAGGUCAUCGUUCCCCUACCCACCUGGAAUGCACGGAGCUGUGAACCCAUGACGGACAACAUGGAGAAAUUUGCUAUUGAGACGGAGCUCAUUUACAAGUACUCCCCUUUCAAAUCAGAACGGGAAGUGAUGGACCAGUUCAAUAAGAUACGUGAUGGGAAAGGCACCCUGGUGAUCAUCUUUAACCUCAAACUAAUGGAUAAUGGAGAGCCAGAGCUGGAUGUGACUUCUGACCCUCAGGAUAUUCAGAUGGCAGAAACGCCCCCAGAGGGAACCAAGCCGGAGCGCCGCUCCUUCCGCGCCUAUGCUGCUGUGCUUUAUAUUGAUCCCAGGAUGAGGAUCUUCAUCAACGGACACAAAGUACAAACCAAACGACUCUCAUGCUGCCUCUACAAGCCAAGGAUGUACAAAUACACUUCAAACCGUUUCAAGACCCGCGCAGAGCAAGAAGUGAAGAAAGCAGAGCACAUGGCGAGGAUAGCGGAAGAGAAGGCUCGUGAGGCGGAAAGCAAAGCCCGUGCACUCGAGCUACGCCUCGGAGGGGAUCUCACGCGGGAGUCCAGGGUGACACUGCGUCAGGUCCAGAACUUGGCCAUCACCUUGCGGCGGGAGGCUGACGUCAAGAAAAGGAUUAAGGAUGCAAAGCAGCAGGCACUGAAGGCACCCAAGGAGCUGAAUUUUAUCUUUGGGGUGAACAUUGAGCAACGCGAGCUGGAUGGCAUGUUCAUUUAUAACUGCAGUCGUCUGAUCAAGAUGUAUGAGAAGGUGGGCCCACAGCUGGAGGGAGGCAUGGCAUGUGGAGGAGUGGUAGGUGUGGUGGAUGUGCCUUAUUUGGUUCUGGAGCCAACCCAUAAUAAACAAGACUUUGCUGAUGCCAAGGAAUAUCGACACUUGCUGAAGGCCAUGGGAGAGCAUUUGGCUCAGUAUUGGAAGGAUGUUGCCAUAGAUGUCUGUCUGAAGUGGCGGACUCUCCCGUUCCAGCUGAGCUCAGUGGACAAGAUCUACCCUGACAACUGGGUGUGCUCCAUGAACCCUGAUCCUGAACAAAACAG